This is a messenger RNA of Linum tenue, 499 nucleotides long. The record is from the annotation of a GenBank genome assembly. Lineage: Eukaryota; Viridiplantae; Streptophyta; Magnoliopsida; Malpighiales; Linaceae.
GAUCACAGAGCUCAGCGUUCAUAUGGAUUGUCCUGGCUGUAAGGCCAAGAUUCAGAAAGCUCUUCAGAAACUAGAUGGAGUGAACAACAUCGACAUAGACAUGGAGAUGCAGAAGGUGACGGUGAUGGGAUAUGCCGACCAAGAAACGGUUCUUAAAGCAGUGAGAAGGACCGGAAGAAGGGCCGAGCUAUGGCCGUACGGUUACAGUCCAGAGUACACCAGUUUCAGUUUCACCCAGGAAUCCUACUACUACCAGCAGCAGCCGGCUUAUCUCUUGGAGACGCAGCCAUCAGCGCCUUAUGGCAUUCAAUAUCAUAAUCUCGAUGGCGAUGAUCAGCAGCAGCAGCGGCGCGGCUACAGGGCUUCUAAUAGUUACUACGACGACGAAGAUAGUUACUACCGCGAUUAUCAUCAACGGCGGGUCGUUUAUUCCGCCGUUAAACAGCCGGCCAUUGCCAUGUUUAGCGACGAAAAUCCGCAUGCUUGCUCUAUAAUGUGA